CCACGGUUGAGAACACCUCCAAGACGCCACAGGAGGAAGAACAACAAGAUGGCGUUUGACGGAGAAGACGUAUUUAUAGUUUAUUGAGCUUAAUUACAACGUACAUGUAGACAUGUAGGUCGUUUAAUAGAGUAAACAUCAUUAAUAAUUGUUUGUAUCCGGAUACAUUAGUCUGAGUGCACUUUGACGUGCUAGCCUAGCCUGCUGGUUAGCUUAGCUUGUUAGCUGCUAACAAAGAGACGCGGAAGUUAUCGACACAGCAAAGCAGAGAUCCAAUAAAACUAUAGCAGAGUACGAGGAGGAACUUUGUCCAACAAAAGAGGAGAAGGAGCGACAACAUCAACUACUUGACGCUGUUUUCAAGAAACAUCAAGUUGUGUUACACAGAACAGACGUCAGUGAAGUAGAUCUUCUCCCUGAGCAACAGGAGUGGAGUUCCAGGAUGGAGAAGGAGGAGCCGCAGCCCUUCCACAUUGAGGAAAACGAGGCGCCACAGACACAGCAUAUUAAAAAGGAAGAGGAGGACCCACUGAACUUGUAUUUUAAAGAGGAAAUGGCAGCACAGGAGUCCCCGCACAAUAAAAAGAAAAACAACCCACUGACCUCCCACUUUAAAGAGGACGAGGAGGAGCCACAGUCCCCCCACAUUAAGGAGGAAGAGGAAGAACACAGCAUCAGUCAAGAGGGAGAGCAUCUUGAAUGUUUGGAGGGGUUCCCAGUGAUUGUGAAGAGUGAAGAUGAUGAGGUUGAAGGUGAAAGUGGGAAGAAGAGAGAGGCGGAGCCUCCAAGCAGCAGCUCAACUCAACACAUGACAACAGAAGCUGAUGGAGACCACUGUGGAGGAUCACAAGCAGACAAGAUCUUAGCUCCACUAUCAGAUAGUGACGACACAACGUCUCACUCUCCUGACACUGAUGAUGAAGACUCUGAAGAUGAUAAGACAUGUCACACUGACAACACACGCUUGACAUGUUCUCACUGUGACAAAACCUUUAAAUACUGUGGUAAUCUGAAAGUACACCUGAGAAUACACACUGGAGAAAAACUCUUUUCCUGCUCAGAAUGUGGUAAAAGAUUUGGACGAAAAAAUGUGUUGAAUUUACACAUGAAAACACACACUGGAGAAAAGCCCUUUUCAUGUUCAGUUUGUGGUAAAGGUUUUAUACAAAAAGAUGAUCUUAAAGUACACAUGAGAAUACACACUGGAGAAAAACCUUUUUCCUGUUCAGUCUGCAGUAAAAGAUUUGGACGAAAAAAUGUGUUGAAUUUACACAUGAAAAUACACACUGGAGAAAAGCCUUUUUUAUGUUCAGUAUGUGGUAAAGGUUUUAUUCAAAGAAGUGAUCUGACAGUACACAUGAGAAUACACACUGGAGAAAAACCUUUUUCCUGCUCAGAAUGUAAUACAUGUUUUAAACGAAGUGAUAAUUUGAUAGUACACAUGAGAAAACACACGGGAGAAAAACCUUUUUCAUGUUCAGAAUGUGGUAAGGGUUUUAUAGAAAGUGGUACGUUGAAAACACACAUGAUAAUACACACAGGAGAAAAAACAUUUUCAUGUUCAGAGUGUGGUAAAGGUUUUACAAAAAGUCGUGAGUUGAAUGUACACAUGAGAAUACACACCGGAGACAAACCAUUCGUGUGCUCAAUUUGUAGUCAAAGAUUCACCCAGAAGACAAAUUUGAUUAGACACACAAGAAUACACACUGGAGAAAAACCUUUUAUCUGCUCAGUAUGUGGUAGAGGUUUUACACAAAGGGACUCUUUGAAAGCACACACAAUAAAACACACUGGAGAAAAAGUCUUGAGUUGCAGUGUUUGUGGUGAAAGAUUCUCGUCUAAGUACCAGUGUAAGAAACACAAGUGUGCUGGUGAGAACAGCAGCAGCAAAUGAAGAUGCAGGACUUGAAAUAAACUCAAUUGUCCUUUUAUAUCUAAACAAUUUGUUGUGCAUUGUUAAAUGUUGGAGGGUUGUGACUGACGAUUGAACAGAAUUGAUUGAAUGGCUCAUUAACAUGAACCAUAUUCA
Molecule: messenger RNA, 2029 nt
Organism: Nerophis lumbriciformis (worm pipefish)
Lineage: Eukaryota; Metazoa; Chordata; Actinopteri; Syngnathiformes; Syngnathidae
Source: RefSeq, a predicted model, not a curated record